Molecule: messenger RNA, 471 nt
Organism: Schizosaccharomyces osmophilus
Lineage: Eukaryota; Fungi; Ascomycota; Schizosaccharomycetes; Schizosaccharomycetales; Schizosaccharomycetaceae
Gene: pmp20
Product: thioredoxin-related chaperone Pmp20
Exons: 1
Coding region: 1-471 (156 amino acids)
Biological process (GO): hydrogen peroxide catabolic process; cell redox homeostasis; cellular response to oxidative stress
Cellular component (GO): peroxisome; cytoplasm; cytosol
Molecular function (GO): thioredoxin peroxidase activity
Source: RefSeq, a predicted model, not a curated record
AUGGUCGCUGUUGGAACUCCUUUGCCUAAAGUUACCCUCUGGGAAGACAAGCCCGGUCAAAAUGUUGAAUUGCCAUCUCAGGGCAAGAUCAUCGUUGUCGGUGUACCUGGUGCAUUCACUCCUCCUUGCUCUUCUCACGUCCCUGGAUACGUCGCCAACGAAAAGGCUUUUGAAGCUAAGGGUGUCGCUGGCGUUUACGUUGUUGCUGUCAAUGACGUUUUCUGCACUGCUGCCUGGAAGAAGACUUUUGAAGGCGGUGAACAAAGCAAGGUCCACUUCCUUGCUGACUGGAACGGUCAAUUCACCAAGGGCUUUGAUGCCUCUUUUGAUGCUAGCGGACUCUUAGGUCCUCUCCGCUCCCAGCGUUAUGCCGCUGUUGUCGAGGAUGGCAAAGUCACCAAGGCUUUUGUUGAAGACGAAGUCACUAAUGUCAGCGUUACUGCUGCCGACAACGUCCUCAAGUCUCUUUAA